UAAAUGUCGAAAAUUUAUUUCAAUUCGUAUUUUUACUCGAAAAUUGAUUUGAGGCUAAAUAGUAAACGGGACAUUUUGCAAAGGAGUUCGUUAUCAGUUGCCUACUUUAAUUUAUCAAAAUCUACCUACAAUGUUAACUAGAAGAUUGUUCAUCCGAUUAAAAUCAUCCCUAGCCAGCAGUUUGAAUGAAGUCUUGAUACCAACUGCAAAAGGUAUUUUUCGGGACACAUUAGAAACGAAAAUAGUGGAAGUAAAGAAAACUUCACUGGUGAAAAACUUUACAACUGCAAAGGAAUACUGUAAAUUAGAAAUGGCUCCGCCGAAAUUCAGUGAAAUAAAGCACAUUCAAGAUGAUUUAUGCAGCGUCGUAAUUUUUUUCAAAAAUGGGUCCUACAAGAACACAACCGUCAAAGACGCCUGGCUCUACCUCCUGGUUACCACUGAGGUAGGACUGUGGUUUUUCAUGGGCGAAGUCAUUGGGAAAAGACAUAUUGUGGGCUACAAAGUUUGAAACAGUUUUCCAAUAAAUAGGAUUAUAAAAUUA
This is a messenger RNA of Aricia agestis (brown argus), 544 nucleotides long. Its product is annotated as ATP synthase subunit g, mitochondrial-like. The record is from RefSeq and is a predicted model, not a curated record. Gene Ontology annotation, molecular function: proton transmembrane transporter activity. Gene Ontology annotation, biological process: proton motive force-driven ATP synthesis. The transcript is spliced from 3 exons. Lineage: Eukaryota; Metazoa; Arthropoda; Insecta; Lepidoptera; Lycaenidae. The coding region runs from base 131 to 511 and encodes 126 amino acids.